Messenger RNA from Morchella sextelata, 228 nucleotides. RefSeq lists its product as uncharacterized. The record is from RefSeq and is a predicted model, not a curated record. The coding region runs from base 1 to 228 and encodes 75 amino acids. Lineage: Eukaryota; Fungi; Ascomycota; Pezizomycetes; Pezizales; Morchellaceae. The transcript has 6 exons.
AUGGUUACCGUACUAUCGAUGAUCCUGCGGAAGAAUACACAAAUAAUAAUUUAUUGCUCCAGGGACCGGUAUAUCUCAGUGACCAUGAUAUACCUAUUGAUGCAAGCAGCGAAUGGAAUCCACUCGAAUAUUAACCAUCUACAUGCGGCAACACAUUUAAAACACCCCAAGGGGGCGCUGCUGCAUCGCUUUGGACAUGUCCUCAUACAAGGCUGCCGUUACAACUAA